AACGAAGAGCAGCUGGAGCAGUUAGGGGCUGUCAGCAAGUUUCAUAUUUAAUUGUAAAUUGUGUAUAAGGUCUAGUCAGUACUGCAUUGAAGAUGAUACGAACGAUUGUCUGGCGAAACGAGAUGUGUAGAUUCACUUCAAGAACAUUAAAAUCUAAUAUCGUUAGAUGUUUAAGUGUAGAGUGCAAGAGAAGAAAGCACAUUCAUGGUAAUGGCAUACCCUUGGUAAGAAGAGUUGUGUUCAGGUGGAUGUGGGAUACGAAUCAAUAUGUUUUUUACAGUUCGGGUAGUUACCCGCCGCACAGCAAAGUUGCGCUACCUGCUCUCUCACCGACGAUGGAGGUUGGUACUAUCAUUAGUUGGGCAAAAAAAGAAGGCGACAAGUUAAACGAAGGUGAUUUAUUGGCUGAGAUAGAAACUGAUAAAGCAACAAUCGGUUUCGAAACCCCAGAUGAAGGGUAUCUUGCUAAAAUUAUAAUUGCAGCAGGUACAAGAGAUGUACCUAUAGGGAAGCUGGUUUGUGUGAUUGUUGAAAAUGAGGCAGAUGUUGCAGCCUUUAAAGAUUUCAAAGAUACAGAUGGACCUGCAGCUACGCCAGCUGCAAAAGUGGAAACUCCUAGCCCAGCUCCAGCAAUGCCAUCAGCCCCACCACCAGCCCCCAAAACUCCAGCUGAUCCCAUCACUUCACGAGUUUCAGGCACAGAGCGACCGUAUGCAAGUCCCUUAGCGAAGAAACUGGCUGCCGAGAAAGGUAUAGAUCUAGCAGCAAUAGGCAAAGGAAGUGGUAUGUUUGGAUCUAUCAAGUCCACAGAUUUACGAGGGGAAGUUGCUACAGCAGCUUCGAAGAUGUCCGUAGCUACAGCUGUACGUGGGGCGCCUUCUGAAGACCUACCAGUUUCCAACAUACGUGGAAUCAUAGCCAAACGGUUGCUUGAGUCGAAGCAAACGAUACCACAUUACUACUUGACCAUUGAUGCAAGAAUUGACAAAAUUUUGGAGAUUCGUAGCAAACUGAACAAGCAACUUGAAAAAGAAGGUGGCAAAUUGAGCAUAAAUGACUUUGUUAUCAAGGCAGCAGCCAUGGCUUGCACCAAGGUACCCGAAGCAAACUCUUCGUGGAUGGACGUGUUUAUUCGUCAGUACAAUUCUGUCGAUGUAAGCGUGGCUGUCUCUACGGAAAAUGGUCUCAUAACUCCCAUAGUUUUCAAUGCUGAUACGAAAGGUAUUGCAGCUAUAAGUAAGGACAUUAAGACUCUGGCUGCCAAAGCACGUCAGGGAAAGUUGCAACCGCAAGAAUUUCAAGGAGGGACAUUUUCAGUUUCCAACCUUGGAAUGUUUGGAGUGAAAAAUUUCUGUGCUAUCAUCAAUCCUCCUCAGUCAUGCAUCCUUGCAGUUGGCACUAGUGACAUAAGACUGGUUCCAAGUAAAUUAUCGGAGAAGGGUUACGAAGAAGCAACUUUUGUGUCAUUUACAUUAAGUUGUGACCAUAGAGUGGUAGAUGGCGCGGUCGGGGCACAAUGGCUGUCAAAGUUCAAAGAGUUUAUAGAGGAUCCAUAUAUGAUGUUGCUGUAAGGAGCUGUGUGUCCUUGUCAUGAAGUGUUAGUCCAUGCUGGCAUGAACUGUGCAAUAUUUGAGUGGAAGUUCAUGCUCUUUAUCUGAAGAGUCAAAUCUUCAGGACCAGCUGGUUGAUGUAAAUACUGCUGUAAAUUAAUUUUAAAAUACUUGUAAUCAAAUUUUUAUCUAAUUUAUUGGUUGCUCCAGUUUCAAGCAGUGAUUUGAUACUAGUCAGUAUCCUGUUUUUAGAGGGUGUUAAACUUAAAUCAAAUUUGUGCCAUGUAUAAAUUGCUUCUGUUGAAAUAGUCUGCCUGUUUAAGUUCACUAGACACUCAUAUAAGUAAAAUUGUAAAUCAGUGUGCUAAUUACAUUCAUAUGGAAAAAUUCUUGCAUGGAAAUGAUUUUGAAAUUGUCUUAUGUUAAAAUAUUUAUGAUACUCAGCUCUUUCUUGAUUAUUUCCAUUCCUUUAAAAUGUGGUUGAUGGUUGUGAUCGAGUUGAGUAUUGUCAUUGAGGUUCACAGGAAUAAUCUUAACCCCCCCAAGCAGAACUCAAAAUUAUAACUAUAGACUUCUGAGUUUGUAUUCAAGUGGUCCAUUACCAACAAUCAUUUUAGAGGUUGUACUACGUAAGCCUCUGUUCAUAACCAUGCUUGUUAAUUUUGUAUUUUGGAGUGUGUGCACUGUUAAGGUAUUUUGAAAGAUUUCUUGAAACAAUUUUUGCUAUAGGACCUAUAAUGAAGUUAAAUUUUUUUUUUGGUACUAGAUGUUACAAAAUAAUCAAAAUUCCACUUUUUACAUAUUUUAAUCAUUUUUGUCUGAAUAUUGGCUGCUUAUUUUAUAACUGUUUGAAUAAAUAUAUUUUGUUUGUGUUUGCA
Bacillus rossius redtenbacheri is the source of this 2428-nucleotide messenger RNA. RefSeq names its product dihydrolipoyllysine-residue acetyltransferase component of pyruvate dehydrogenase complex, mitochondrial (gene muc). The coding region runs from base 93 to 1571 and encodes 492 amino acids. The record is from RefSeq and is a predicted model, not a curated record. Gene Ontology annotation, biological process: pyruvate decarboxylation to acetyl-CoA. The transcript has a single exon. NCBI's taxonomy places the organism in Eukaryota, Metazoa, Arthropoda, Insecta, Phasmatodea, Bacillidae. Gene Ontology annotation, molecular function: dihydrolipoyllysine-residue acetyltransferase activity.